Molecule: messenger RNA, 519 nt
Organism: Paraphaeosphaeria sporulosa
Lineage: Eukaryota; Fungi; Ascomycota; Dothideomycetes; Pleosporales; Didymosphaeriaceae
Exons: 2
Coding region: 1-519 (172 amino acids)
Source: RefSeq, a predicted model, not a curated record
AUGGUCGCUCUCCUGCGUCUGAUACCAGCAUUGAUGCUGGCAGCUUCUGGGAUCAUUGCGGCGCCUGUCACGACUCGGACCGAGAUAUCUGAGGUGUCUCCUUCGAACAAACCCACAGCUCAUGUAAAAGUUGCGGCAUCGUCUUUGUGGAACAAACAAGUCGAUUCGAUCGAGGUCCGACAGGAUGGCGAUUUCGAUCUGAGCCAACUUGACCCCAGUAUGUGGAACGGCGGCUCGGUCCAAGUGAAGAAUAAAUCCGACUCGUUGUGGGAUAGCCUCUUCAACUGGUGGAAUAAGCGUAGCCUCGAUACCACUUUGCGUCAACGAAGUGAAGGCGCUGGAGCUGGGAGUAUCGAGGGGCCGCUUUCCGAGCGAUCGAUAUGGGCACGUCAAGACGAUGCUCCGCUGAGCGAAGAGCAGCCAGAAGGCAACGGUCUUCCUGGAAACGCUUACAAUGGUUCCGCAGAAGUAAAGGUGAAGGCUUUCUCGAUUUGGAACCCCUGGACUUGGUGGGGUUGA